GUUGGAUUGACCACCGCCAUAAAACAACAGAAGAAGAAGAGAACCCGGAAGUGCUGUCGGUCCGUCCAGAGUGAAUGUUGUUUAAAAUGAGCUGUGUGUGCAGGUGUUGCCGUGUGUGAGCAAGACAUGGUUCCUGAACAUGGACCGCUGCAGAAAAGCUCGUCGCAGCCGCAUGACAGCGCAGGCGAUGUGGAUGGAUCGUUUGUGUUUGAAGCUCAAGAGGCCUGGAAAGAUUUCCAUCAUUCUCUCUGGCAGUUCUAUGAGAACGGAGAGCUCUGUGACGUCACACUGAAGGUGGGGAACAGACUGAUACCAUGUCACAAACUCGUUCUGGCCUGCGUCGUGCCGUACUUCCGUGCCAUGUUCCUCUCAGACAUGGCCGAGGCCAAACAGGACCUGAUUGAGAUACGCGAUUUCGACGCCGACGCCAUCCAGGACCUGGUGCGCUUCGCCUACUCCUCGCGACUGACGCUGACGGUGGAUAACGUUCAGCCGCUGCUGUACGCCGCGUGUAUCCUGCAGGUGGAGCUGAUCGCGCGCGCCUGCUGCGAGUACAUGAAAGCUCACUUCCACCCGUCGAACUGUCUGGCCGUUCGCACGUUUGCCGAGAGUCACAACAGAGUGGAUCUGAUGGACAUGGCCGACCGUUACGCGUGUGAACAUUUCAGCGAGGUGGUGGAGUGUGAAGACUUCAUCAGUGUCUCUCCGCAACACCUGAAGACGCUCCUGUCCUCCAGUGACCUCAACAUUCAGUCUGAAACUCAAGUGUACAACGCCGCCAUGAAGUGGCUGAAAUCGAACGCCAAGCACCACGACACCUGGCUCGAUCAGAUCGUGUCUCAGGUUCGUCUUCCGUUGCUGCCAGUGGAUUUCCUCACGGCGGCCGUCGCUAAAGAGGAAAUGAUCAAAGCCAACUUGAACUGCAGAGACCUUCUAGAUGAAGCCAGGAAUUAUCACCUGCACCUCAGCAACAAGAGCGUCCCGGACUUUAAAUAUUCCGUCCGUACGACACCGCGCAAACACACGGCAGGUGUGCUGUUCUGUGUGGGGGGCCGGGGCGGUUCUGGCGACCCGUUCCGCAGCAUCGAGUGUUACUCCGUCAGUAAAAACAGCUGGUUCUUCGGGCCUGAAAUGAACAGCAGACGGCGGCACGUGGGCGUGAUUUCAGUGGCAGGGAAAGUUUACGCUGUCGGAGGUCAUGACGGCAACGAGCACCUCGGGAACAUGGAGAUGUUCGAUCCGCACAUUAAUAAGUGGAUGAUGAAAGCGUCGAUGAACACCAAACGGAGGGGGAUCGCACUGGCUGCUCUCGGCGGUCCCAUCUACGCCAUCGGUGGUCUGGACGAUAACUCGUGUUUCAACGAUGUGGAGCGCUAUGAUAUCGAGUCGGAUCGCUGGAGCGGCGUCGCCCCGAUGAACACACCCAGAGGCGGCGUCGGGUCUGUGGCGCUCGGGGGUUAUGUUUACGCAGUUGGUGGAAAUGACGGCGUAGCGUCGUUGUGCAGCGUCGAGCGAUUCGAUCCUCAUUUGAACAAAUGGACCGAUGUGAGGGAAAUGGGCCAGCGGCGCGCCGGGAACAGCGUCAGUGAGCUCAACGGGUGCCUUUAUGUUGUCGGUGGUUUUGAUGAUAAUUCUCCAUUGAGCUCCGUCGAGCGGUUUGAUCCCAGAAUGAACCGCUGGGAGUAUGUAGCAGAGUUGACCACGCCCAGGGGCGGAGUCGGAGUUGCCACAGUGAUGGGGCGUGUCUUUGCAGUGGGCGGGCACAAUGGAAACAUCUAUCUGAAUACGGUGGAAGCGUAUGAGCCCCGAAUGAACAGAUGGGAAUUGGUGGGUUCUGUGUCUCACUGUCGGGCCGGCUCAGGGGUCGCCGUCUGUUCCACACACAUCGGUCACAUUCGAGAUGUCGGUCAGGGCUCCAGUAACGUCGCCGACUGCAUGUAAUGACACGAUACCACUCGCUAACUUCAACUGUAUCCGUUUGAUCGCUCGUGUGUCUGAAUGACUGUAUGAUCGGGUGAGAUCAGAGGAUGACACCGGCAGCUCAUCCUGUGAGGAUUAGUUGUGUUGAAGAAGCACAAUAAAAUCUCACAGUGACUUCAAGACACUUGUUGUGUGUAGUCGUGGCAUUUGUGUGCGAGUGUACAAUCAUAAACACGUUAAAGGCGUGUGAACACUGCAGGAACACAUUCAGUAUGUGAAAGAGUGACUAAAGCGAUUCUUCCGUUCUGACUCUCGUCUCAUUUAUGAUAUAAAGUAUUGAAUUAUAUAAAUUCUAUUCAUAUAGCGAGUCUGUAAAGCUGAAUCACAGAUGAUUUUACUGUCUCUGAUUUUAAUGGUUCUUGUGUAUUUUUAGCUGUUGAUUUGUGCCGAGAGAAAACAUCUCGUGUGUUUCACUGCCGAACUAUAAGUUAAACUGCAGUCCGAAACAGAAGCUCCAGAUUGAAAUGCCGCUUUUGUGUAUUACAACUAUGAUGCUUUUUUUCAGGGUGGAUUUUAUUGCAUUUGCUUUCAUGUCUGAUGUAUUUACAACUACAAAACAAGGUUUGAAAUAUGUAAAGUUGAUUGGACAUGCAGUUAGCUUUUCCUCUUUGUGUUUUCAGUGUGAUGAACUUCACAAUAUCAAAUCUUUCGGUGCUGAAUAGGGUUCAGUUGAUAUUGUUGCUUCAGUACUUUGUGUUUUCUGUGACAUGUGAAAUAUAUUUCAGAACUGCUGUUCAAAUGUUGAUAUGGUUUAUAUUUUAUGGUAUAUAUUUUAUAUUUGAACGUGAUUUUAUGCAGUUAGCCACAUAAAAACCUCCAGAGAGGCUCAGAAUACAGAGUUUAAUCUGAUUUAAAUGCAGUUUAUUUGACAGAUUUCUGUAAACUAAAGUUAGCUAAAGGCUUUUUCAUCUGUAUGUUUAAUAUUUUGCUCAACAUUAAUUUAUUUCAUUCAGAUUUUCCUUGUGCGAGUGAAACAUGAUCUGUUGUUGUUUAUUUCUUGAAUUAAAUAGUUAC
Molecule: messenger RNA, 2994 nt
Organism: Xyrauchen texanus (razorback sucker)
Lineage: Eukaryota; Metazoa; Chordata; Actinopteri; Cypriniformes; Catostomidae
Product: kelch-like protein 8
Exons: 10
Coding region: 127-1941 (604 amino acids)
Molecular function (GO): protein binding
Source: RefSeq, a predicted model, not a curated record